Alternaria metachromatica is the source of this 945-nucleotide messenger RNA. RefSeq lists its product as uncharacterized. NCBI's taxonomy places the organism in Eukaryota, Fungi, Ascomycota, Dothideomycetes, Pleosporales, Pleosporaceae. The transcript has 2 exons. The coding region runs from base 1 to 945 and encodes 314 amino acids. The record is from RefSeq and is a predicted model, not a curated record.
AUGCCGAACAUCGAAAAGGAGAUGACCGCUUCCUACACAGAUACGAAGGACUACUGCCUGGAUGAGGACCUCAAGCACUACGUCUUUUCUAAUGCCUCUAAACGCAUGCUUGUCGCCGAAGGCCCCGAAACAGGCAACGAGGUCUGGAUGGCUGUACACAUCAACAAGAUGCCAACAAAGGAUAAGUUCAAACUGAAGCCAUCCUAUUACAACUCUCCGAACAAGGACAAGCAGCUCAACGUAGUCGAGGCAAAGAAAAUCAACAAGGACCAUUUGUUCAAUGGGCUGCCGAGGAAUGGAUGGUGGAUUCAGACCGCGCUCGCGAUCUACAAGCACAAAUAUCGAGACUACCUUUCAGAAGAGCUCGUAAGAGAGCAGAACGAUCUGAAGAGCAAGCGAGCGAAGCCAGCCAGGAUCACUAAACCGCAGUUCAAGAGCAUUAAGAGCACCAAGAGCAUCAAGCACACGGAGAGCAAAACCGUCAACAAGGAACAGCCCAACGUAAAGACCAUAGACCUGCAAGGGACGUUCUUCGCCUUCGAAAAGAACUUGUCCGCAGGCGAGUACGAGCUCAUCGGAGCCGAAAUGGCCAAUACACUCAGCCUCAAGACAACACCUCCAACACGUGUGCUCUCAGAGAUGAGGGACUUUGCGAGACUCACCGGAUACAGUGUUUGCUAUGCGCCUUCUUGGGGUCAGUGGCUGGAGGAUACGCGACAAGAGCUUCCCGAGCCGGCUGCUGUUGAUGCCGAGGCAACGAACAAGGAAGAAGACGAGGCAAGGGAGCCCAUGGAUCUAGUGUCCAUUGCCCAUUCCAUUGCCGAUAUCCCGAGCGGCUUUCGACUAAGGCUCCUGGACCCCAUGCCCGAUGACAUGAUCGCUGGCAUCGAAAAGGUGACAGCAUAUUUUGAGAUGAGAGCGAAAGAACUUGCAGCUGGUGCUUGA